Sodiomyces alkalinus F11 is the source of this 843-nucleotide messenger RNA. RefSeq lists its product as hypothetical. The transcript is spliced from 2 exons. NCBI's taxonomy places the organism in Eukaryota, Fungi, Ascomycota, Sordariomycetes, Glomerellales, Plectosphaerellaceae. The record is from RefSeq and is a predicted model, not a curated record. The coding region runs from base 139 to 609 and encodes 156 amino acids.
AUAAUCCAGAACUCAUUUCAGCUCAUCCGGGGGUGGGUGGGGGGUGUGAAAAAACAUUGGACGCGUCCUAAAACGGCUCACCCACUUCCACAUGGCUCCUUCUGCCACUCUCCGCUGUCAGGAAAUCCGGGGUUCGGAAUGUCUCGGUUGAAAAACCUCGCCGCGGAACCAGGGUGGGGGAAUGCCGGUACAAACAGGUUUCAUCGCCUGCAAACAGGCGUCCGGGAAGCUCAUUCCGAGUGGGGUCUUCGUGUGCCUGCCUUUGCAAACCUCUUGGGCGGUCAAGCCACAUACAUAACACGCUCCGAUGCUCCUACUCAGUACCUACUCAGUAUAGGGUUCCUGGCGAGGCUUGUCGUGUAUAAGUACGGGGUAUAUGCAAGGUCCCAUUUGUGUGACUGCUGGGCCAUAUUGAAGUCGUCAACUCGACGCAUGAGGCCCCAGGAAAGAGGAAACGACAGGAAUAAACACAGAUAUCCGUGCUUUCAGACAUGGAGCCACGCCUCUGCACUACAUCACUACAUCGUAAACGCCCCGAACUUGACAGCAUCUACAUGCACCUUUAAGCUUUUGAAGGACGAAUCAAGGCCCUUGGACGUUUCUGGCUAGAACAACCGACCCACGGCGAGACCACGCGGCACUUAUCACUCUGUUACGCCAGGCUCGUCUUGAACAGAUUGUCAGGGAAGUCGAACUCCUCACCCCGGUUACACAGACGGCGAUGGGGUGGCAGCCUCGAAUGCGCGCCGGCAAAUGAGAAGAUCAGGCGUCUGCACUUGCCGGCUUGUGUUGCUCGCCUAUGCGAUGCUCCCAGCUCGUGAAUAUUCUGGGGGGGACCCGUCC